GAGCCGCGGUGAUCUUGAGACGGGAGAACGCGCAGCGACUCCGAGACUCGCGGGGACACGAGUGACACAGCGUGUCUCCGGUGAUUCGCUUCUUCAUCGAUGAGUCACGCUCGUCGACGGUUAACUGAAGGACUCCCGCGUCGGCGGCGAAGACUAACCGUGAUCCUUUAUUGUCGCAGUGCAACGACGGCCAGGUGCUCAAACACGCCGUGACCAUCAAUCUGUCGCCCAACGAUGAAAUGACGAUUACUCCGGUGGCACCGUGUUUGAUGAAACUCGCUGAAUGCGCCCGAUGGCGACGUCUUGAAUUGGGAAGCAGCGUGCCGAUAAAGCCGGGCGACAUUUGCUCUCUGCUGCCCGGCAAAUGUUGGUUCAAGAUCAUCUCGGAGCCGGAUAUGAUGCAGGAAGGUGAUCAGACGUUGAAGAGAAAGGUUGACGAGAUGGGUUCGAACAACGAAACGGACAGUAAGAAGGCCUGCCUGUUGUCCAGCAUGGAAGCUGCCGCGUCUGUCAGCGAGGGUUCAAACGGCAUUCUUCUUGACAAGGAUCCACCGAACGAGCGCAGAGAUUGUCCCGUUAAUGGAAACGGGGAGCAUGGAAUAGGGGACCACGAGGAAGCAACUGACCCGGUCCCGCAGAUCCACCCUGCAAGCUCUCCGGAGGCGAAUGAUAUGGUCGCGACGAGUUCCAAGAUGUCAACGGACUCGCAGGACGCGGCUGAACCUCCCGUUGAGCAAGAGAGUAACAGGAAGCGGAAAGCAAAUAAUAUUAAUUUAGCGAGUAAAGCUGCGACAAACGGCGAGCCAGACAAGAGGAUCAAGUGGGACUGCGGCGCGCACUUCAGCGAUCGGCUCGACGCAGAUCCGCCGAACGAUUCUCAGUCGCCCGUCGCCUCGCCUCAGGAUCAAGCGAGUGCCUCGAAUCCCGACAGAGUCCCCAGAGAGAGGUGUAUGUACGGCGCUCGAUGUUACCGCAAGAAUCCCAAUCACAAGAACAACUACAGUCAUCCGGACGAUUCCGAUUACGACGAUGACGACGACCGGGAGGAGUGUCCGUACGGCGCCAAGUGCUAUCGUAAGAAUCCGCAGCAUAAGGAGCAGUUCAAACACACGAGCGUGCCGCGCCGUCGUCGAAGAGCCGCCACCCCUGUGCACUCGGCGAACGACAACGCGUCCGAGACGGAGGAGUCCGUGGAGGAGUCCGUCGACGAGUCCGAUUACGAGCCGUCCGUGUACACGGAGAGCUCGGACGACUGGGACGACAGGAGCGAGCUGGACGACGGCACGACUGGCUAACGACGGAGAUCACAGAGCUUCCCACGUGUUCGAGAGCGUCCAAAUUACAGAUGUGUGUGUCCGCAAUGCUGGUCUAUUUUGUUAUGGAAUAUUUAUUUUUGUACACAGGACUUAAAAUAUUAUACACCUGUAUAUCUGUUUUACAUGAAGAGAGAUAUAUAUAAAAUGUUAGUAAUAUAUCACAACCGACGUUGUCCUUUUACAUGUCGGAAAUCUAUGAAUAUAUUAAUCGGAUGUACAC
Messenger RNA from Vollenhovia emeryi, 1536 nucleotides. RefSeq names its product aprataxin and PNK-like factor. The record is from RefSeq and is a predicted model, not a curated record. Gene Ontology annotation, biological process: double-strand break repair. NCBI's taxonomy places the organism in Eukaryota, Metazoa, Arthropoda, Insecta, Hymenoptera, Formicidae. Bases 240 to 1295 code for a protein of 351 amino acids. The transcript is spliced from 5 exons. Gene Ontology annotation, molecular function: 3'-5' exonuclease activity; DNA-(apurinic or apyrimidinic site) endonuclease activity. Gene Ontology annotation, cellular component: site of double-strand break; nucleus.